Messenger RNA from Nycticebus coucang (slow loris), 10487 nucleotides. It is a transcript of the gene WNK3, whose product is annotated as WNK lysine deficient protein kinase 3. Gene Ontology annotation, molecular function: protein serine/threonine kinase activity; ATP binding; potassium channel inhibitor activity. The record is from RefSeq and is a predicted model, not a curated record. Gene Ontology annotation, biological process: monoatomic ion homeostasis; protein phosphorylation; negative regulation of sodium ion transport. Gene Ontology annotation, cellular component: cytoplasm; cytosol. Bases 169 to 5406 code for a protein of 1745 amino acids. The transcript has 23 exons. Lineage: Eukaryota; Metazoa; Chordata; Mammalia; Primates; Lorisidae.
GAGACAUCGAAGAGGGGAGUAAGAAGCAUCUGAGGAGGGGAUAGAGGAGAAGUCGGUUGCUAUGGAAAUAUGACCACAUAAAGGAAGUCCAUUCUGAUAAUUCUAUACCUGAGAUGUAAUUGGACUGAAAAGUGGAACAGGAAAAUUUUAGUGCCAACCUUAAUUAUAAUGGCCACUGAUUCAGGGGAGCCAGCCAGUACAGAAGAUUCUGAGAAACCUGAUGGAGUUUCAUUUGGAAACAGAGCUCCUCAGGUUGCUGCAACUUUGACAGUAGAAGGUAGAUUAAAGGAAAAAAUCAGCUCCUUCUCUGCUUCUGGGGAAACUGUAGAAAGGAAGAGAUUUUUCCGAAAGAGUAUUGAGAUAAUGGAAGAUGACAAAGUUGCUGAAUCUUCUCCCAAAGAUGAGAGAAUAAAUACUGCAACAAACAUUCCAAGAGUAGAUAAACUUCCUACAAAUGUGCUAAGAGGUGGACAAGAAGUUAAAUACGAACAGUGUUCAAAGGCAAUGUCAGAAACUUCAAAAGAUUGUUUCAAGGAGAAAAAUGAGAAGGAAAUGGAAGAAGAAGCAGAAAUGAAGGCUGUAGCUACUUCUCCUAGUGGCAGGUUCCUGAAAUUUGACAUAGAGCUGGGAAGAGGAGCAUUUAAAACAGUAUAUAAAGGACUAGACACCGAAACAUGGGUUGAAGUUGCUUGGUGUGAGCUGCAGGAUCGGAAGUUAACCAAAGCUGAGCAACAGAGGUUCAAGGAAGAAGCAGAGAUGUUGAAGGGUCUCCAACAUCCCAAUAUAGUUCGAUUUUAUGAUUCAUGGGAGUCUAUAUUAAAAGGAAAGAAAUGUAUUGUAUUGGUGACUGAACUAAUGACAUCAGGAACCUUAAAAACGUACUUAAAACGAUUUAAAGUCAUGAAACCAAAGGUCUUAAGAAGCUGGUGCAGACAAAUUUUGAAGGGGUUGCAGUUCUUGCACACUAGGACUCCUCCUAUUAUUCAUCGGGAUCUGAAAUGUGACAAUAUUUUUAUCACGGGACCUACUGGAUCUGUGAAGAUUGGUGAUCUAGGACUGGCAACCUUAAUGCGCACAUCAUUUGCUAAGAGUGUCAUUGGGACUCCUGAGUUUAUGGCCCCAGAGAUGUAUGAAGAGCACUAUGAUGAAUCUGUAGAUGUCUAUGCUUUUGGAAUGUGUAUGCUGGAAAUGGCUACUUCAGAAUACCCUUAUUCUGAGUGUCAGAAUGCAGCUCAGAUAUAUCGUAAAGUAACUAGUGGCAUAAAACCAGCCAGUUUUAAUAAAGUCACUGAUCCCGAAGUGAAAGAAAUUAUUGAAGGAUGUAUUCGUCAAAACAAAUCUGAAAGGUUGUCUAUCAGGGACCUACUAAACCACGCAUUUUUCGCUGAGGAUACAGGCCUGAGAGUGGAGUUAGCAGAAGAAGAUGAUUGCUCAAAUUCAUCCUUGGCUUUAAGACUCUGGGUUGAAGACCCUAAAAAAUUAAAAGGCAAACACAAAGACAAUGAAGCUAUUGAAUUCAGUUUCAAUUUAGAAACAGAUGCACCCGAGGAAGUGGCAUAUGAAAUGGUAAAGUCUGGAUUCUUCCAUGAAAGUGAUUCCAAAGCUGUUGCUAAAUCUAUUAGAGACCGGGUGACCCUGAUAAAGAAGAUGAGGGAGAAGAAACCUGCCAGCUGUUUGGAAGAACGCCGGGAUUCCCCAUGGAAGUGUAUGGGGAAUGUAUUCCCUCAGCACCAGAAUACAACUUUGGCCCAUGCUCCUGCUCAGCAGGCUGGGACUGAAUGUGAAGAAACUGAAGUUGAUCAACAUGUUCAACAACAACUUCUACAAAGAAAACAACAGCAGCAUUGCUCCUUGGUUACAGGUGACAAUUUUUCUGAGACAGGAGCUGGAUCAGUUAUACAUUCAGAUACUUCCAGUCAGCUCAGUAUAGCCUAUUCCUCAAACCAGACGAUGAACUCUCAAAUGGUUUCUAACAUCCCACAGGCUGAAAUAAAUGUUCCAGGGCAAGUUUAUUCAUCUCAGCAACUAGUAGGACAUUAUCAGCAAAUUUCAGGGUUGCAGAAGCAGCCAAAGCUGACUCAGCCUCAUAUUUUGCCUUUGGUUCAAGGUCAGUCCACUGUUUUGCCUGUACAUAUCCUUGGACCUACAGUUGUUUCACAACGCCAGGUAUCCCCAUUAACUCUCCCAGAUGUCUCACAGUUAAAGCCUAUAUCCCAACCAGUUGGAAUUGAACAAGUGGCUCUUCCAAAACCAGAUUUAAUUCGAAGCUUGACUCAAGAUGUGACAGCUAUGAACGAAAACACCAAUAAUCCUGACAAUCCAAGUGGAAAUGGCAAACAGGAUCGAAUCAAACAGAGAAGAGCUUCCUGUCCCCGACCAGAGAAGGGGACUAAAUUUCAGCUUACUGUUCUUCAGGUAUCAACCUCUGGAGACAACAUGGUGGAGUGUCAACUGGAGACACACAACAACAAGAUGGUCACCUUUAAGUUUGAUGUUGAUGGCGAUGCACCAGAAGAUAUUGCAGACUAUAUGGUUGAAGAUAACUUUGUGCUGGAAAGUGAGAAAGAAAAAUUUAUAGAAGAGUUGGGGACUGUCGUAGGUCAAGCACAGGAGAUUCUUCAUGUCCACUCUGCUGCAGAAAGAGCCACUGGAGUUGACUCUAUUACUGUGGAAUCCAACAGUAGCCAAACAGGAUCAUCUGAACAAGUACAGAUAAAUUCUGCAUCCACUCAAACCAGCAAUGAAUCUGCCCCUCAAUCAUCCCCAGUUGGUCGGUGGCGAUUUUGUAUCAAUCAAACAAUAAGAAAUCGUGAGGCUCAGUCUCCUCCUUCUCUUCAGCAUUCCACGUCUACUUUUCCUGGUCUACAUCCACUUCUUAGUCCAAGAAACACAAGUAACAAAGAAAUAUCACAGGACGUACUGCUCACUGUAGAAAAUAAUCCAUGCCAGCGUGCACUUUUCACCUCCAAAUCAGAGCACAAGGAUGUAGUUGAUGGUAAAAUUUCUGAAUGUACUAGUGUAGAUACUGAGCAGCCAGCUAUACUUAAUCAAGUGGAAGCUAACAGGCAAAUAAUGGCAGUUACUAGCAGUUCCAGUAAUUCUGCUACUUCAGUUUAUACUGUUCCAGUUGAAUGUGAGGGACUGACUAAUCAAGCAGGCUUAUUCAUACCUGUGUAUCCAAGUCACCAAGCUGCCAGUCAGGCUGAUGUAGUUAUGGCCCAUCCUGGUGAAUCAACUCAGAUUGCUGGUAACUUUCCUCCUAUUCCAACAUUUGAAUCUGAUCAAAAGCCUCAAUCCUUAUUAGUACAACAGCCAACUAUGGAUGCAGAGUUUUUUCCCCAAGCAGGGGAAACCACAUCGAACACUGAAGCAAGUUCUCUUAAGACAGUUAUUUCCACUCAGACCCCUGGCCUUGAAUCAACUACUUUUCUACCCACUACUGUCUUGGAAUCAGAUGGAGAAAGACCUCCAAAAAUGGAGUUUGCAGACAACCGAAUUAAAACUCUGGAUGAAAAAUUAAGAAACUUGCUCUAUCAGGAGCACAGCAUCUCUAGCAUCUAUCCUGAGAGUCAGAAGGAUAUCCAAAGCAUAGACUCUUCAUUUUCUUCCUCUGCUGAAGAUACACUCUCCUGUCCAGUGCCAGAAGUCAUAGCUGUCAGUCACUAUGGAAUUCAAGAGAGCCUUGUACAAUCCUCUAGAGUCCAACAGACAGGAGCUAAGAUUCUGUCCAAUGUGGCUGUGAGUCAGCUUGCUAACGUAUCAGUGUUCAAAAGGGACCUGAAUGUGAUAACUUCUAUACCCAGCGAAUUGUGUUUACAUGAGAUGUCCUCAGAUGUUUCACUUCCAGGGGAUCCAGAGGCCUAUCCUGCUGCUGUGUCAACUGGUGGAGCCAUUCAUCUGCAGACAGGAGUGGAAGCAGAAGAUAUAAGAUCUGCGAUUGUUCCUGAUCCCAUUCCUCUGACACAGGAGUCCACAGCUGAUACUAGGGUUUUGAGUAGAUAUAAAACGAUGACUGGAUCAUUUCAGCGGGGUCGGUUCCAGGUGAUUACAGUUCCACUGCAGCAGUCAGUGAAAGUGACAUCUUUUGGAAUUGAACACAUACCAGUGUUCAAUGAAACAGCAAACCAUUCUAGUGAAGAAGCUCUAGCCUUUAGUGACACAGCAAAAUCUCAAUUGGUAGAAACGGAACCUGCCAGGCACAAUCCACAAGCUUCAUUUUCUUCUCAGAAGUUACAAGCUCUUCGUGAAAACUUUAACGAAGAUAAAGGAAUGCCCAAACAAGGUGACAACUUCUUAUCUUUCAGCACAGCUUGUGAGACUGAUGUAUCUUCAAUGAUCCCAGAAAAGGAAUUGGAAGAAACUUCAGCCACAGAAAGUGGCAUGCAGUCUGGAUCCAAACUGUUGCUUAAAGAGAGAGACAUACUAAGUACUGGGAAACAGCCUAGCUCUGACGGUGAAUUUUCAACCAGACUUGCUGGCAGUGGAAAUUCAGUGGCAAAGACUGGUCCAGAAAGUGAUCAGUGCUUACCACUCCAUGAAGAACAAGCCUAUGCUCAAACACAGAGUUCAGUCUUCUAUUCACCAUCUUCCCCAAUAAGCAGUGAUGAUGAGUCAGAAAUAGAGGAUGAGGACUUGAAGAUGGAACUUCAUCGAUUACGAGAAAAGCAUAUUCAGGAGGUGGUAAAUCUUCAAUCUCAGCAGAAUAAGGAGCUUCGGGAGCUCUAUGAACGUCUUCGGUCAAUUAAAGAUAGCAAAAUCCAGUCUUCGGAGAUUCCUUUGCCACCUGCAUCACCACGUCGACCAAGAUCUUUCAAAAGUAAACUUCGCAGCCGCCCCCAGUCUUUGACACAUGUGGACAAUGACAUAGUUGCUACAGAUCCACUGUGUGUAGAGAGUAAUGCAACAUCAUACCACCAAUCUACAGCCAGUAAAAAAGGGAUGUUCACAGAUGACUUACACAAGCUGGUAGAUGACUGGGCAAAGGAAGCAGUAGGAAAUUCUCUCGUUAAGCCAAGCUUAAACCAACUUAAACAGAAUCAACACAAAUUAGAGACAGAAAACUGGAACAAAAUAUAUGAAAAUACUUCAUCUACUGUGGGCUACACAUCAACAUGGAUUUCUUCUCUGUCCCAAAUUCGUGGAGCUGUCCCAACUUCCUUGCCACAAGGACUCUCACUCCCUUCAUUUCCUGGGCCAUCAUCAUAUGGAAUGUCCCAUGUUUGUCAGUAUAAUGCUGUUGGGGGACCAGGGUAUCCAGUACAGUGGGUAGGAAUUACAGGAACAACACGACAGUCUGUAGUAGUUCCUACUCAAUCUGGGGGACCAUUCCAGUCGGGGAUGAAUUUGCAGGUAUUUCCAACUUCACCAAUGCAGAAUCCAGCCACAAUCCCUCCUGGUCCCAAAUGAAUCAGCGUACAUGAUGAAGAAAAGGGAGAAUUUUUUCAGAAUUAUUUUCAGGACACCUAAGAUACUAACGUUUCUUCUUUUUGGGUUCUGCUAAGUUUUCCCUCAUUUGAGUUUAGACUAUUAUUUUCGUUGUUUCUGUGUGGCAUUCGAUACAGGUCAUCAUCCUUUAGAAAUGUGCAGUUUGCACAUAGAACACUGCACAUAUAAAUGUUUUUUCACUUCAAAUCCUAUCCUUUUUGAUACUUGAUUUUUUAAAAAUACCAUUCAGAAUGCUUUAAUAAACUCUCCUUAGCAUUACCAUUUCCAGGAUACUUUCCAUGCAUUGCUGAGAAGCCUCCAUUUUUUUUACUGCUGCUUUCUACAGCUAGAUGACACUUUUAAGAUGUGUAAAAAUUUAGAUCAGUUCUCCCGAAACAUGAAUGAUGUAAGACCCUCCAACAGCCAAUCUUGGGAUUCUUCACAUCUUUAUCUUCGGUUUACUUUUCACAGAAUGUGUGGUAAUAUGCUGCAGGAGAUGUUUUAGUAUAUAAAAUUAGAAUAACUUUGUCAACCAUUAUAGAACAUGAGCCCUUUUUAAUGUGAUUUUCUUCCCGUCAUCACAACAGUAGGAGUGAAGUCUUGUUUUGGGUGAGGCGGAGGGAAAGGAAAAAAAAGAACUGUAACAGUUCCUUGAUUCUGCAGAUACCGUAGCUGCUUUAGGAUUUCCAUAAUAAUUCAAGGCAGCUAUCUUCUUGUUUCUCACAUGCAUACUACAUUGGUUUUGAGCAUCUGAGAGGCAUCGAUUUGGCUUGCAUUCUCUUGCAAGGGAUAUAUUACAGCUGAUAUAAAUCUCAUCUAAGGUAAAUCUUUAUAUUACAAAGGAUAUUCAAGUUACACCUCAGUCCAUUCUUCUGAAGUGAAUUUACUUGACACAGAUUUUGUAGGUUUUGAGACUUACACAUGAAACACUGGCUUUACAGGGUUCUAAGAGAUGUAGGGUAUACACUGCCCUGCAGUGAGAUAGAAGACCCUAGAAGGAUACUAUGUAAGUUGUCCUUAGCUUCUUUGACUACCAUUUUUUAGUUAUUAUAGUUUCUAAUUUAGUAUCUAUAAUGUCUUAGAUGAUUUUAGAUGAGUUUGGCAGCCUCUUUAGAAUCAGAGAGAACACUGUCAAGUUGCACUUUACUGGGUUUUAUCCAGUUUCAGGAGGAGGGGAGGCAAUGUCAAAAUGUCUCUGGUUUUUAAGGUUAAUUAUAAUAUUCUUAAAGCCUGGUCACAGGGUUACCUAAUGCUCAGUCUGUAAAACCCAAGUAGAAAUAUUAAACGAUAUUUAUUAACUGCCGAGUAUAUAAGUUCAAACUACUUUCCACUCUGAAGAUUUCAAGGUUAUUUCUAGUUCACAUUUACCUAAUUAGGAGUUCUACUGGUAAACAUUCUAAAUCCUCAACUGACAUUUCUGUUAACAUAUUUUCCUCCAUAUUUCUUAAAAAUUUUACCCCAUGGGCUUGCCAGGCAGUGAGGAAAACUUAACGGGUGCACUUCUUCCUCUUUUCUUUUUGCACAAUCUACUUUGUGAUAUUCAGUACCCCUUUUCAAAAAAAUUGUGUCUUAUAUUGCUUACCUGAGGAUCAGACCCACUAUCAUGAAGACCCUCUCUCUAUCGUAUGGGGUAUCUAGGGCAGCAUUUUGAUAAUUGCCGUUGAUAAAAUCCACAGUUUCUUUUUAUAGAAUAUACUCUAUUUUAGAUGAGUCUUUCCAAAUCUUAUGUACAGAUUCUUCAAAUUCUUCUAUAGUAUUGCUUUACAAAUUGAAGUGAUUUUAGGACAUUAGUGUAAUUUCUAUGUUUACAGAAACAAUUCUCCUAAAAUCCAUAAUUCUUUAAAACUGGCCAUGUUUCAUUACAACAGUUGGUUUUGUGUAAUUACAUUGAGACAUACAAAAUACAAAGCAAAAAUAUUGGUUUUAAGACCCCUUCUCUGGUCACAAUCCUUUUAGACAGUGUACCCCAGGAUGAAAAACCCUCCAUGGACAACAUGUGUGAUUACAUUUAUUAAUAGCUGCUGUACAUCAUGUGUCCUACAUUUUGCUAUCACUUCUGUUUUACAUAUAAUUCAUCAUUCUUGUUUGCCUGCAGACUUUUGCAGUGCCUUGUAAUAUUUACAAUCUUUCCAGGUUUUUGCUGGAAAGAAAAAUAGUCUUCUAAAGUUUGAAGAUGGUGAAUAAUGUACUGCUGUCUCCAUGCUGACUGCAGUAACUGGCUUAUGUAACGUAAAUUUAAAAAUACAGAAAAAAGUGAAUUUGUGUAGAAAUUAAGAAAACAAUGUUAUUUUCAUCACAUGGGUUUUUAAAUUAUUUUUUCCCAUUACUUAAAUGUUUGAUUCAUAUUAUAGUUACUUUGACUGUAAAUAUUGGCUAGUUUCCUAUCUAGGGGUUUUACAUUAUUUCAUAAUUUUGCUAAAUCAUAUAACAGUGCUGUUUUCAUCCUUGCCUGAGUUCUUUUCCUCCCCAGAAAUAAUUAACUCUUGAAGCAAAUCUCAGAAAUUUCCCUUCUUACUUAACACAGAGCCUACUAUAUAAAAAGGGCCUUCUACCUAUUUAUUUCCAAAACACACACACAAACCUGUUCUUUUUAUUUUCCUUCUUGUAGAGGAAAAGGUUGUAUUUAAACAUCCUUCUUGUAAAGUUUAUUUGGAAUAUAGUCUGUAUGUCUGGCCACCAUGUUUACUUCUCAAACUGCAAGUCUGAUGAAUAGUAUUGUAUCCCCAUAUGUGGCAAUGUGAGUAUUUCAUCAUGAAGUAUCUGCUGCUAUGUCUGUUAAAUAGGGUGUAACAUUUUAAGAAUAUGAAACCAGUAUUGGUGUAAAUCUAAUGAAAAUAACCCUAUGUAUAUUUGCAGCAGUCUUGAAUCUCUAUUUAAGGUAAUUUGCUAUAAUAUAACAAAUAACCAUUCUGUUUUUCAUCCCUUCCUUGCCAGUUUUGUAUCAAGCAUGAAUUCCAGUGGUUUGACAGCAAAAUUACCUGUGAAAGUUUAAAAGGCACUUUUCUGCUGUGAUUUUUGGAUUGAGUAUGGUGUGUUAUGUACAGUAUUAUGGAUGUAUCAUUUUAGAACCCCCAAUUUAAUUCCAGUCCAAUUACUUUUGUUUAUCUACCUCAUUUUCAAUGCUAUUUAGGGUGCAGAAGUAAACACUGCCUGUGCAACUUGCUUUUUUGCCUUGAUUCUCAGUAUUCUUUCAGAUUAUAAAUUUGGCCUGCUGCUUUUUCCCAGGGCUAACCAUGACUUUCAGAGAGACCAUCAAUCUGCGCUUUUACAUGAUGAGAGCCAUGUACCUCUGUGAAAUAAGCUUUGGGUAUUUGGGGAUGGGGAACAGGGAAAUAAAUCUAGCCGGUGGCAAUAUGGAACUUAGUUGUAGGAAUUAGUUAUAAACAAACAAAUGGUAAGAAAGCACCUGAAUUAGAUAGUAUAGUGCCUAUAAUUUUGCAUUUUUAAUAGAGAUGUGCUUCUUAUCUGUGUGCCUAAAGGGCUAUGGUUGAAAUUGCUUUAACUACCACGGUAAAAUAUUUAACAAAUACUUCACCAACGGCCUAUCAUUCAACAUGUUAGCAUACUGCUAAGUAUUUGCGGUGAUAUUUUGUUACCUUAAAAUGGCCAAAUACAUUUAGUUGAAUUGUCGUUGAUGGCAAGGGUUUGAUGUAACUAUUUAUCCAAUCUCUCAAGUUCAUGGAGGCAUUGACUUUCUGUCUUCUGAAAGAAAAUUAUACAUUCCUUUUUUUCCACCUAAAAACUCAGCAGAUGUUUGCAACCAAAAGUUCCUUGUUUCCCAUGUUUACUGUGUAACACUACAGCAUAUUUAAUAUUCAUAAACAAUUGUAUUUCAGUCAUCAUGAAUAAGUACAUUCCUGAGGCAUAUUUGCCAUUAGUUUGGGAUUCAGGUAUUUUACCUGUGGUUAAGAAAAACUUGAGUUAUUUGAGGUGGUGAGCAUGCCAUUUUCUAGAAUAGAUUGUUUUUUUUAAUCUAUAAUUUAUUGAGGGCUCGUCCCCCCUACUUUGUUUAGAAGAUGAAGGGAAAAGGGGGGCAGUAUAUAGAAAAGGCCUUUGAUUUGAUAAGUGUUAUUUCUAGGAUUGAAAUUUUUUGAGAAAAACAAUCUAGAUUGUAAAAUGACAUUCAAACUUGGUAAAAUCAUUUGAAGUGAGAUUAGUAUGAAAUUUUUAUGGAGCCAAAUGUUUCAGGUCAGCCUGGAAAUACUCUUUGUAUAUGAAGGAUAAACACAAACAUUGCCCAGGGACAGGGACCUUGACAGCCAACAUAUGAAGGGGCCUGGGAUAGUAACUAGAUCCCAGUUAUUUUCAACUGAGAUAUCUGGAAGAGGAUAAACUAACAGCUCCCAUUCUGGAAGGUUUUAUUUUAAUCAACAAAAAACAGCUAAAAGUCAAGCAAGAAGGGAGACACUGGGCUUUGAGGAAAAAAGAAGUGCCAGUGUAAAAUAAACUCCUAAAUGCAUACUUACCAUCCAGUAGCUUUUAUUUUUAAUUUUCAUUUCUUUUCCAAUGUAAUUUGAGAUUUAAGAUUGAAGUUUGUGGUCUAGAACACACCCUAAGCAGAUACAGUGACUAAUUAGAAAGUGCAGUUGUUCAAGGUCUGUAAUGCUCAAUCAUCUAAAGCUGUAAUUUGUUUGAUACCAAUAUUAAGCAUGUAGACCUAGUAUAGCAUGGGAGCCACUCAGGAAGUUUAUGCAAAUAAAGUUUCAUGCAUAAUUUACGAUGAAGUAUGCAGAAUUUUAGCCACUUCUCUACACUUAACAUUUAGUUGUAUAUGUGAACUCUCCCUUUCUUAAUUGGGAAAUGUAGCAUUAUAUAGAAUGUUGUUAAACUUAAUUUUAAUCCGUUUUGACGUUAACUUUUCUUCUUUUUUUCUUUUUGUCAAACCAAGUGAUCUGUCUUUCAGCAGUUGUCUAAUUUUGGUUCUCUGAAACUGUGAUUUUUAUUUCAUUUGUACUAAACCACUGUAUGUAUUUUUUUCCUGGAAAUUUUGUUUUGAAACAGAAAAUAAAGGCUGUGUUAAAUGAGUAUGUUAUCUUAUUAAAAUGCUACCAUAGUCACUGCAA